Messenger RNA from Lipotes vexillifer (Yangtze River dolphin), 1039 nucleotides. Its product is annotated as GDP-L-fucose synthase. The transcript has 11 exons. NCBI's taxonomy places the organism in Eukaryota, Metazoa, Chordata, Mammalia, Artiodactyla, Lipotidae. Bases 74 to 1039 code for a protein of 321 amino acids. Gene Ontology annotation, molecular function: GDP-L-fucose synthase activity. The record is from RefSeq and is a predicted model, not a curated record. Gene Ontology annotation, biological process: nucleotide-sugar biosynthetic process.
UCCACCUAGCCCCAACGCGUGGCAGGACUCUCAGCCGGCGCCUGAAGCCGCUUUCCGGGCAGGUGCAGCCAACAUGGGUGAGCCCCAGGGGUCCAUGCGGAUCCUAGUGACUGGGGGCUCUGGGCUGGUGGGCAGAGCCAUCCGGAAGGUGGUAGCAGACGGGGCCAGGCUGCCCGGAGAGGACUGGGUGUUUGUUUCUUCCAAGGAUGCUGAUCUUACGGAUGCUGCACAGACCCGAGCGCUGUUUGAAAAAGUCCGGCCCACACAUGUCAUCCAUCUUGCUGCAAUGGUGGGGGGCCUGUUCCGGAAUAUCAAAUACAAUUUGGACUUCUGGCGGAAAAACAUACACAUCAACGACAACGUGCUGCACUCGGCCUUCGAGUUGGGGGCGCGAAAGGUGGUCUCCUGCCUGUCUACCUGCAUCUUCCCCGACAAGACCAGCUACCCUAUCGAUGAGACCAUGAUUCACAACGGACCCCCGCACAGCAGCAAUUUUGGCUACUCUUAUGCCAAGAGGAUGAUCGACGUGCAGAACAGGGCCUACUUCCAGCAGCACGGCUGCACCUUCACCGCUGUCAUCCCCACCAACGUCUUUGGGCCCCACGACAACUUCAGCAUCGAGGACGGCCACGUGCUGCCAGGCCUCAUCCACAAGGUGCACCUAGCCAAGAGUCGCGGCUCAGCCUUGACAGUGUGGGGCACAGGGAGGCCUCGGAGGCAGUUCAUCUACUCACUGGACCUGGCCCGGCUCUUUAUCUGGGUCCUGCGGGAGUACGAUGAAGUGGAGCCCAUCAUCCUGUCAGUGGGCGAGGAGGAUGAGGUGUCCAUCCAGGAGGUGGCUGAGGCCGUGGUGGAGGCCAUGGACUUCCAUGGGGAGGUCACCUUUGAUACAACCAAGUCGGACGGGCAGUUUAAGAAGACGGCCAGUAAUGGCAAGCUGCGGGCCUACCUGCCCGACUUCCGGUUCACGCCCUUCAAGCAGGCCGUGCAGGAGACCUGUGCCUGGUUCACUGACAACUACGAGCAGGCCCGGAAGUGA